Meleagris gallopavo (turkey) is the source of this 470-nucleotide messenger RNA. RefSeq names its product FXYD domain containing ion transport regulator 2 (gene FXYD2). NCBI's taxonomy places the organism in Eukaryota, Metazoa, Chordata, Aves, Galliformes, Phasianidae. Gene Ontology annotation, biological process: regulation of sodium ion transmembrane transporter activity; monoatomic ion transport. Gene Ontology annotation, cellular component: membrane. Gene Ontology annotation, molecular function: sodium channel regulator activity. The record is from RefSeq and is a predicted model, not a curated record.
CCUCCCAAUUACCAUGCUUUCCCCUGGGUGCCCACUCCCAGUGCCAGACGCCCGUUGGACGGCACGCCGACACGAUGGGGGACGAGCAAGCACCCGAGCAGGGCCUGGAUAGGUUCACCUACGACUAUGAGACCAUCCGCAACGGGGGGCUGAUCUUCGCCGUCGUGGCUUUUGUGGUCGGGCUCCUCAUCAUCCUCAGCCGGCGGUUCCACUGCGGAGGGAAGAAGAAGAGGAGACAAGGGAAUGAGGAGGACCUGUAGCUGCAGUUCCAGAGUUGCUGUGGGAGGAGAGCUUCAUCCAUAGCUGUGAAGUCCUUGCCAAGGACCACCUCUUGCCCCGCUCCAGUGCAUCCAUUCAUUAUCCUGCUCACCCUGGGCAAGGCUGGGAUGCUAAUUGCCCUCGUGCUUUUCCCUCUGGUAGAUCCACUGAGUGUUUCUUAGCUAAUAAAGUUCCAGCUGAGAGAGGUUAAA